CCUUGAUUCACGCGUUUCUCGCGUCCUCCACCUUGUCACGACCAUGCCCCGAGAAAUCGUGACAGUGCAGCUAGGCCAAUGUGGCAAUCAAAUGGGUUCUGUGUACUGGCAGCGCCUCUGCGCUGAACAUGGCAUCAACAAGGAAGGCAUCCUCGAGGAAUGGGCCACCGAAGGAGGUGACAGGAAGGACGUGUUCUUCUAUCAGGCCGAUGACGAGCACUACAUCCCACGCGCUAUCCUGGUCGAUCUCGAGCCGCGAGUCAUUAACAAUAUCCUGGCUUCACCGUAUGCAAACCUUUACAACCCCGAAAACAUAUUUGUUUCCAAGGAUGGUGGUGGUGCGGGAAAUAACUGGGCACAAGGGUACGCAGCUGGUGAAAGGAUAUACGAGGAGGUCAUGGAGAUGGUUGACCGCGAGGCUGAGGGAAGCGAUUCGCUAGAGGGCUUCAUGCUGAUGCACUCAAUAGCAGGCGGAACAGGCUCUGGGCUUGGAUCUUUCCUUCUCGAGAGACUAAAUGACAAAUUCCCAAAGAAACUCAUACAGACAUAUAGUGUCUUUCCUAAUGCCCAGGAGGGUGACGUCGUGGUGCAACCCUACAACUCGAUAUUGACACUCAAACGUCUUGUGAACCAUGCGGAUUCCGUGGUGGUACUGGAUAACGGCGCGCUGGCGCGUAUAUCGGCGGAUAGGCUGCAUGUGCAGACUCCUACAUUUGACCAGACAAAUCAGCUUGUAUCAACCGUAAUGGCAGCUAGCACGCAGACGCUUCGCUAUCCUGGGUACAUGAACAAUGAUCUGGUUGGGAUAAUCGCGUCUCUGAUCCCAACGCCUCGAUGCCACUUUUUAAUGACUUCCUACACUCCCUUUACCAGCGAUCAGAUUGACAAGGCAAAACCCAUUCGACGAACAACUGUCCUGGAUGUCAUGCGCCGUCUUUUGCAGCCCAAGAACCGCAUGGUCUCUACGACUCCGAGCAAAACAGCGUGCUACAUCUCUAUAUUGAAUAUCAUCCAGGGAGAUGUUGAUCCUACUGAUGUACAUCAGUCUCUCCUCCGGAUCCGAGAACGGCAACUCGCCAACUUCAUCCCAUGGGGUCCGGCUUCGAUACAGGUAGCGCUAACGCGAAGAUCACCCUACAUACAGACGAAUCACCGUGUUAGCGGGCUGAUGCUCGCUAACCAUACCAGUAUUGCCUCGCUAUUCAAGCGUAUGCUGGACCAAUUUGACCGACUGAGAAAGCGGAAUGCGUUCAUGGAGCAGUACAAGAAGGAGAAGAUGUUUGAGAAUGGACUGGAAGAAUUUGAUGAUGCACGAGCAACGUGCGAGGAGCUGCUGAAAGAGUACAAAGCCUGUGAAAGUCCUGAUUAUAUCACAUAUGGUGGUCCCGAGGACGCGUCAUGAUUCGGCUCCGUUCCAUUUGCAUCUCCGAUAGUUAUCUGCCUUGUAUCUCUUGUAGUAUUGAACAUAGCAAUCUUAUCCAAAUGGCUAAAAG
Molecule: messenger RNA, 1493 nt
Organism: Guyanagaster necrorhizus
Lineage: Eukaryota; Fungi; Basidiomycota; Agaricomycetes; Agaricales; Physalacriaceae
Product: gamma tubulin
Exons: 9
Coding region: 44-1402 (452 amino acids)
Biological process (GO): cytoplasmic microtubule organization; microtubule nucleation
Cellular component (GO): microtubule; gamma-tubulin complex
Molecular function (GO): GTP binding
Source: RefSeq, a predicted model, not a curated record